Carassius gibelio (silver crucian carp) is the source of this 1486-nucleotide messenger RNA. RefSeq names its product C3a anaphylatoxin chemotactic receptor-like. Gene Ontology annotation, biological process: positive regulation of cytosolic calcium ion concentration; phospholipase C-activating G protein-coupled receptor signaling pathway; inflammatory response. NCBI's taxonomy places the organism in Eukaryota, Metazoa, Chordata, Actinopteri, Cypriniformes, Cyprinidae. Gene Ontology annotation, cellular component: plasma membrane. The transcript has a single exon. Bases 3 to 1010 code for a protein of 335 amino acids. The record is from RefSeq and is a predicted model, not a curated record. Gene Ontology annotation, molecular function: G protein-coupled receptor activity; complement component C5a receptor activity.
CUAUGGACAGCAGCAACUCAAGCAGAAUGAACCAGACAUAUACUCAUUAUAACAAUGAUAACUUGGAUGAAGUUUUUUGUCUGAAAUGUUUUAAUGAGCUGAGGAAUUCUAUAAAGAAGAUUUCUUUGGUCUUCUACUGCCUGACCUUUAUCCUCGGUGUUCCUGGAAAUGCCUUUGUCAUGUAUGUUGCAGGAUUGAAGAUGAAGAGGACUGUUACUACAGCAGGGUUUCUCAAUCUAGCGAUUGCUGACCUCUUGUGCUGCCUUUCCACUCUUUUCUAUGUGAUCAAGAGUGCUCUUGAUAAUCCCUGGCCAUACGGAUCCAUAAUGUGCAAGAUUUUCCCCUUCAUUAUGUUCUUCACCAUGUUUGCCAGCGUUUUCACACUGAGCUUUAUUAGUCUGGAUCGGUUUACUCAGGUGAUCACACCGGUUUGGGCUCAGAAUCAUCGCAGCUUGUUCAUCGCACGACUGUCGUGUGCAACAGCUUGGAUUCUGGCUUCAAUUCUUUGUGUGCCUUUCAUGUUAACUAAAACUUACACAGUAAACAACAAAACAUACUGCAAGUAUGAUGACUAUUUUGAAUUGCAAAGAGGUUUUAGCAUCAUCAGAUUUGUGUUUGGCUUUUUGGUUCCUCUCAUAUGCAUCACAACAUGCUAUGGAUUCAUUGCAAACAAGUUAGGCAGGAGUCAUUUUCACUCUGGACGAGCGUUUCGUAUCAUGUCUGCUGUAAUCGUGGCCUUUUUUCUUUGCUGGCUGCCGUAUCACAUAGUAGUUUUGUUAAUAAUGUACGGAGAGAAAUCCAGUUACUCUGUGGCUUUGGCAGUGCAUCGGCUGACCUUCUCUUUGGCGCAUUUCAACAGCUGUCUGAACCCCAUUCUGUAUGUUUUCAUGGGACAGGAUUUUAAGAGCAAUGUUAAACUUUCUCUAAGACGUGUUUUUGAAAGAGUUUUCUCUGAGGAGGGAACACAAGCAUCACGAUCCACACAGCCACAACACACACACUCAGUGUAGUGAAGAUAUCAACUCAUUUAUACUUAGGUUUCUGGUUUAUUUUUAUUACUAUUCUAAUAAUGUUGUUCUAAUUAUUUCUUUUUGAAAUUCAUCAACUCGAAAUCAGCAAGUCAUCUAACUCUUAUUCAUCAUUCCUGUGUGUUUCUCUCUGUAUUGUUGAUGUAUUUUCAGUGAUUGGUGAUUUGUGAACUAUCGUCAAAGCUUAACAUCACAGUGAUUGAAUACUGAUGCUUGAUUAAUUAAUUCUAUGCUUAAUUCAUGAAGAAGAAAAUGUAAUUUAAAGCUUGUAAUUGUGAAUAUAACAAAAACAGGUUUUAUUUUACUCUGCCUUAUCUCAGUGAUUUAGUCAUUUUGGUGUUUUUCUACUUAAGUGUUAUGGAGUUUUGUAGUUGAUUACUCAAAAGAAAAGUGCAUGAUGUAUGAACAUUGUUUUAAAUAUAAAAUGCAAAAUUUAAAAUUUUAUCAUUACUGUAAUG